AAUAACAACAUCACGUGAUCGACAAUGACCAAUAGUCGAAAGAUCCAAAACAUAUAAACAAACCAAAGUUAACUUUCUUAUUUCUCAACGUCUGGAUCUGAAGUCUCUUACUUAUGCUUUAUUUCAUCAGGUAGUUACAACGAUAAAAGCAAUUAUGGAGCUUAAACUUUUGCUAGCUUUGGUAUUAUUUGCUUGCAUUUGGCUCACGGAUGGCUGUAACCGAGCUAAAUGUAUAGACCUUUGUACAGGUAAUGCCAAAUGUCGUAUAAAAGAUCCACGGUGCAAACAGAACCCGGACAGAAGACAGAAAGGGAGUGUUAACAAGAACGGGACUGAAUACAGUAUAACACUACAAGAUGAUCCGUGUAGUUUUAACACAUACGACAGCGACCAGGACGGUGCAAUCGCUAAACGAGAGCUGCAUGCUUUACUCGGUGACAACGAGGAAACUGACGCUCUAUUCAGAGACCUGAAUAUAAAGACAGAUAAUAGAGUCUCAGUAAUAACACCGAGCGAAUUCUCUACCAUGGCACCUCAGAUCAUAACUGAAUGUGCCGACUCUGACGAGUGAAUAGGACCUCGAGGACAUUUCGGACGAUGCUGUGUUCUCAUACAUAUACAGAAAACAUUACUUUCAUAUGUGGUAUUGUGCGUGUAGUAAAUAAAAUUACCUACUAUGGAUAUUAUUUUAGAAAAUCAUGUUUUGUAUUUAACCUUCUGCAUAAGGAAAAUAUAAGCAACAUACUAACGAAAUGGUUUAAAGCAAUAUGGCUUCAUGUUACGCUUUUUCGCUGUAUUCAUUACAUGGUCAUAAAAAUUGCUUUCAAUAAUUGAAAUACACUUGUGGACUUUUCCAACUAGACACAUAACAUUUUCAUGAAUUAAACGAAAGCCUUUGCAGGGAGAUGUCUUUUCUAAUUUUAUAAAAACGAGUUAAAUAAUUGACUCAUUUUUUGUAAAAGAAAAUAUUAAAACUUAGCGAUUUAACAAUGGUAAAAUCAACAAUCCGUAACAAAGAUGGCAAAAUACGAGUAAUGAUGGCAACAUUAUUGAAUCACAUCAGAUUACAUGAAGAAAAACCGCAAAACGGCUUACUAUUCUCGAAACAAAUGAGCCAAAGUAAAAAUAAAACAUUUCGGGAUCAUUAUAAGACCUAGUAUUUACAAAAAAUAAUCACAGUGAUUUUAUUAGUUACAUAACAGACCUUUCUGCGUGGCAUUCCGGUUGGGGUCAUCUUUAGGGGAUAUUUUAAAUUUAAAGUAUUCUAAACAGUGUAAGUUUAACGUGUUUUGAUGUAAUAAUAUCGCUGUUAGACCAUGAGAAAAAUAACUUAUAUCGCACAUGCAAUCUGUGACUCAGUAUCUGUAUUCAAUAUAACGCGUGUGUAAAACAUUAAUUCAAAGCAAACCAGUCGUAACAAACCAUAAACACACCAUAUUAAAACUAGAUAGGGUCUAGUUGGAAAUAUCCACAAAAAUAUAUGUAUAACAAUUUCUAUUUCUUAAACCUGUUAGCUUGACCAUUGAAAACAAAGCAUUUUAGUACCGUUUCAGUAAAACUAAUUUUGAAAAAUGAAAUUGAUGAAAAUGAAGUAUAACCUCUUUCUUCUGAACACAUUGAUAAUAAAAAAGUAACAUUUCAUGAA
This is a messenger RNA of Mercenaria mercenaria, 1645 nucleotides long. RefSeq lists its product as uncharacterized. Bases 155 to 571 code for a protein of 138 amino acids. Lineage: Eukaryota; Metazoa; Mollusca; Bivalvia; Venerida; Veneridae. The transcript is spliced from 4 exons. The record is from RefSeq and is a predicted model, not a curated record.